This is a messenger RNA of Pantherophis guttatus, 2207 nucleotides long. The record is from RefSeq and is a predicted model, not a curated record. Lineage: Eukaryota; Metazoa; Chordata; Lepidosauria; Squamata; Colubridae.
UCUGCAGAUUCUUCUCAUUUAGAUGUCCAGCCACGGCGGUUCACGAGCAGAACAAAUGAGGGGAAAGAAGGGAGUGCGUUGAGGACUCCGAUAGGAUCAUUGGAUUCGUUCCUGAGCGGUGAUUGGAUAAAAGCCGCUGCCUAUCAGAAUGCCGAGCUGUCUUUUUUUUUUUCCCUCCCCCAUUGCCUCUCCCCCAGGAGCAGACCGUCGGUCUGUUAUUAAGGAAGCUAGUGAGACAGCAGUUCUGAAGGAAAAAAAGCAGACAAAAAGAGGAUGGAUUGGAUGAAAUUACGUUCAUAUUCCGGGAAGAGACAAAUGCAAAAGAAAACACAUUGUGCUUCUCCGUUGCCUGCUAAAACAGCAUCUGUUGCAAUGGUCAGAAUGAAGAGUAAAGCCAAAACAUCUCAGGAGCACCCAAAUCUGCUUUCUAAGUUUAGCUGUGAUCCUCAGGUGAAAAGUACUGUUGGUAAAAAAAAAGGGAAAAUGAAAAGCACUGUAACAAAAGCAUUACCAAAAAUUCAAGAAUACUCUGAAGUGACUCAGAAAGUUUGUCCUUCAUCUGAAGAAAGAAUUGAAUUAAAUUGCAGUGAAUAUAGAAGUAUGGAGGUAACCAACGAUAUCAAUGACAUGGAAACAACUCCUUUAAAGGAUUCCUUGCAUUUAGCCUCUGCAAGUACACAAAGCCUGAGAUACAGUGAAGCUACUUCAGGAAUGACAUUACCAACAGGAGUUUCAGACUUUUUGCUGGAUUGUUUGGAUAUGGAGACCACUCUGGACUGUAGUUAUACCAAGACUAUUGAUUCUACAAGUAGUUAUUCAUCACCUGAAAUAUUCAGGGAUGAAACUGGCUUAGAAGACACUGCUAGUCCUGAAACACACCUUGCGUGCAAAAAUUCAACUCUCUUGGAUACCAGCAAAGCCAUCAACAUAGACAAGAUGUCACAACUGCCAGACCUUUCUAAAAUACUCGGUACCCCUUUAGGAAUCCAAGGCCAAUACAUUGCCAGCAGAAAACAAUCCAGGCAGAAACUGCCUUCUGAACCCACAAAUACUUCAGCUGUGGUAGCAGGGAAACAAGUGUGUAAAAUUUUGUCUGCAAAUGAAAAAAGACUUAAAUCACAGCCUUCUGGGGUUUCAUUAUUGCUUCCAGAACGAAAAAAGAAGAUUGAGGAUCAGCAAUCCGUCAAAAGGAAAUGUAGAAAAAAAAUAACAUUCGAAAAUGUAUGUUCUAUAUCCUCUCCUCAUGUACUGCCUUCCUAUGGAAAAAACAGCUCCAAGGAAAUGUGUGGGAUUGUAGCAUCCAAACCACCCAAUGCUGACAAGUUAGACUUAUUGUCCACACAUGAAGCCUCAGUCCAGGACAACUGUUUGGCAUAUAAAGAGUGUCCAAAUGUGAAUUCAGAAGCAAUUGUUCCUCUUUCUCCCCAAAGGACCAUUUAUCAGUAUUUACGUAGCCCACCAGAAAUCUGCUCUAUUAUUCAAGCUUCACCAGGAUUUAGACCACUGAAAGUACUCCAACAUCCAACAAAUAGAAAAGAAGGGUUUCUCCCACCAGAGGCAACUGAAGAUAUUAUUACAAGCUCAAAAACCUGGACCUGUGGUAAUGGUAGCUGAACAUUUCAGUUGUUGUUUCACCAAAGCAGGAAGAAACUAAGCAGAGUAUCUGUGAGAUCCUGCUACAGUAUCUAUUAUAAACAGCAGGUAUAAUUAGUAAAAUUCAUGGGCAUUAAGUUCUAUUGGAAUAAAUUAUAUUAAUACUCUCUUCAUAUCUUACAUAUUCCUAGAGUUAUAUCUAAUUUCCAGUAUUUAUCUACAACACUUGUUACAUGCUUCUGAAUUUCAUACUUAUUGAACAAUAUGUAAAACGGUUACCUAGGAAGGAGAUUGUUGGAUUUGCAUAUGGGAACUUAUUAUUUCUGUAUUGAAAAUUACUUUGGUUUACUUCUUACAGUUUUCUUAAGGACAAUGUAAAACAUUUACUUAGUUGAAUCAUUAAAAAAAGGAAAAAUUGUAAAUUGAGAAAAUGGAAGGCAGCACAUAAUUAAAGAAAAUAUCUGGCUUUUGUACAUUUGAAACCUGAUGAUAGUUUUAAAGAAAAUAAUGGGGGAAAAUAUACUUCAGGAUACAUGUAUUUUGAUAGGUAAAAGCUGAUUAUAAAAUGGCAUAAGUUUAGUGUUCAUGUUUUGAAUUAUAUUUUUGAAACUAUU